Molecule: messenger RNA, 4080 nt
Organism: Striga asiatica
Lineage: Eukaryota; Viridiplantae; Streptophyta; Magnoliopsida; Lamiales; Orobanchaceae
Source: the annotation of a GenBank genome assembly
CAAGCAUAACCUAUCAUCUUCACACCACAAGAUCCUGGGAUUUCAUGGGAUUCCCCGAAAACGCCAACCGAAACCCGAGCAUCGAGAGCAACACUAUUGUCGGCGUGAUCGACAGCGGAAUCUGGCCGGAAUCCGAGAGCUUCACCGACAACGGCUUCGGCCCUCCUCCCACCAAAUGGAAAGGAGCUUGCAAUGGCGGACUCAACUUCACCUGCAACAACAAAUUAAUCGGCGCUCGCUACUACGCGGACGACUCAGCAAGGGACAUGAUCGGGCACGGGUCCCACACAGCAUCGACGGCCGCAGGUAACCUUGUCCCGGGGGCAAGCUUCUACGGCAUCGCGGGUGGAACUGUAAGGGGUGGGGUCCCAUCUGCCCGCGUGGUGGCGUACAAGGCGUGCAGCCUGGACGAGUGCCAGACGGACGCCUUGCUGGCGGCUUUUGACGACGCGAUUGCUGAUGGGGUGGAUUUAAUCUCAAUCUCCAUUGGGGGAGCCCCAAUGGAGCUUGAGGACGAUGUGGGGAUUUCCCUUGGGGCACUCCAUGCAUUUCAGAGGGGUAUUUUGGUCGUUCAGUCGGCCGGGAAUAAAGGGACUAAAGGGACUGUUGCUAGUGUAAUGCCGUGGAUUUUUACGGCUGCAGCUGCUACUACUGAUAGGGGGGUUGUCACGAGAGUUGCUCUCGGAGAUGGGAUGACAUUUACGGGGAAGGCGGUGAGCUCGACUCCCAUGGGGAGUUCGACGGGCGUGCCGGUGGUGUAUGGGAAAAAUGUUUCGGGAGCAUGUGACGAUUUUGCCCUCUGGAGAUGUGACUCGCAAUGUAUGCAACCGAGUGUAGUGAAGGGAAAGGUCGUGCUGUGCAAUGACUAUUAUGGCGUGAGGAGGGCAUUUACAGCUGGAGCUGUUGGUGUGGUUGGUACACUUGAAUCUUUUCCGAUAAAAUUACCUUUCCCCAUGGAUUUUUCCCAGGUCAGCCCACUUGCCUCGUCCCACCUCAACGACCACGACUUCCAACAUGUCCAGACCUACUUCGAGUCCACAAAAUCUCCAACAUUGGACAUAUUGAAGAGUGAAUCUAUACGGAACGUCGAUGCCCCUAAGGUGGCUGGAUUCUCUUCGAGAGGUCCAAAUGUUAUCCUGCCAGAUAUUUUGAAGCCGGACAUCACAGCACCUGGUGUAGAAAUACUGGCAGCCUUUUCCCCUUUGGCCUCGCCUUCAGAUUACCCUUCAGAUAAAAGAUCCGUAAAAUACAGUAUAAUGUCAGGAACAUCAAUGUCGUGCCCGCACGUGACAGGUGCAGCUGCUUACGUGAAAUCAUUUCAUCCUGAUUGGUCACCUUCUGCAAUCAAAUCGGCUCUUAUGACAACAGCAAGGACAAUGGACGCCUCGAAAGAUCGACUAGCCGAAUUUUCCUACGGAGCGGGUUACAUUGACCCGGUCAAAGCGGUCGACCCGGGGCUGGUGUACGAGACGUUCACGGAGGAUUACAUCAGCAUGUUCUGCGGCUUAGGGUACGACUCCGCAAAAGUGAGGAGAAUAUUUGACGGGAACGCGUCCUGUCCUCGGGGGCCUCUUCUUAAACCAAAAGACCUCAAUUACCCUUCCCUGACCAGACAGAUCAAGACGCGGCGCGGGGACAAAGCCCCGGCGUUUAUCGUAAAAUUCAGAAGAACCGUCACUCACGUGGGGCCCGGAAGAGGCAGAUACACUGUGACGACGAGUGUGGGCCCGACCCAUAACAUCACGGUGCAGCCGAGGAUCCUGAGGUUCCGCAAGCCGGGGCAGAAGAGAUUGUUUAAUGUGAUAAUCGCUGGGGUUGUUGACAAAGGGAUUAUGCUGUCGGCUUCUUUGGUAUGGUCCGAUGGAGUGCGUAAGGUUUACAUUGUUUACAUGGGCGCUUAUCCUGAGGGAUACGAUUCACCUUACAAUGGUAACAAACUUCAAGAGCAACACGUAAAUAUGCUUCAACAAGUAGUUGAUGAAAGCUUUAUAAGCGAGGCACUAGUUCGAAGUUACAAAAGAAGUUUCAAUGGUUUUGCUGCCUACCUUACCAAUCAAGAACAACAGAAUUUAGCCAAUCUUAAGGAAGUGGUCUCGAUUUUUCCGAGCAGAACACUUUGGCCUCAGACGACAAGAUCAUGGGACUUUGUCGGAUUUCACGAAAAUGUUGAUCAACAUUCAAAUACCGCAAGUGAUAUCGUAAUAGGUGUUCUUGAUUCCGGAAUAUGGCCAGAAUCCGAGAGCUUUAGCGACCGAGACUUCGGUCCUCCGCCCAAGAAAUGGAAAGGGGUUUGUAAUGGCGGCAAAAAUUUUACCUGCAACAAGGACGAAGUCGGGCAUGGUACCCACACGGCCUCGACGGCGGCCGGAAACCGAGUGGCCGGCACGAGCUUCUACGGCAUAGCGGACGGGACGGCCAGGGGCGGGGCCCCAUGGGCUCGGGUGGCGGCGUACAAAGUGUGCGAGACGGGUUGCCACGAGGCCGACAUACUAGCGGCGUUUGACGACGCGAUUGCGGAUGGGGUCGACAUCAUCACCAUAUCCGUGGGGUCCACCAUAGCCAGGGACGUCAAGUACGACAGCAUCUCAAUCGGUUCCCUGCACGCCGCCAACAUAGGGAUCCUCACCGUUCACUCUGCCGGGAACAACGGCUUCUCGCCCGGGACUGUCACGAGCGUGGCCCCUUGGAUCUUCACCGUUGGGGCCAGCACCAUGGACCGUGGGAUUGUCACCAAACUAACUCUCGGGGAUGGAAAGAAAUUUGAUGGAAAAUCAGUGAAUUCAUUUAAGAUGAAAGGCAGUAAAUUGCCACUAGUGUAUGGGAAAGAUGUAACUAGCAGCUGUAGUGAAACUAGUGCCAGGCUCUGUUCUCCGGGGUGUCUAAACAGUAGCCUCAUUACUGGAAAAAUUGUUCUCUGUGACGACCCAAAAGGCAUAGAAGAGGGUCUAAAUGCCGGUGCUGCUGGAGUCAUCUCAAAACAAGGCAUAACUCCUGAUGUGUCCUUUGUAGUCCCUCUGCCUGCAACCACUUUAGUUACUGACAACCUCAAAUUAGUCCAAGACUAUGUCAACUCCACAAAAGAUGCUAAAGCAUCUAUAGCGAUAAGUGAGCCCAUAAAAAACACAGAUGCUCCUCUGGUGGCUAGUUUCUCUUCAAAAGGGCCAAAUAUUAUUAUCCAUGAUAUCUUAAAGCCAGAUAUAACAGCCCCAGGUGUGGAAAUCUUGGCUGCAUAUUCACCAGAAGCACCUGCUUCAAACUACGCCUCGGAUAAAAGAUCCGUUAAAUACAAUAUUCUUUCCGGCACAUCAAUGUCAUGCCCACACGUGACUGGUGCAGCUGCUUACGUGAAAUCCAUCCAUCCUGAUUGGUCCCCUUCUGCAAUCAAAUCCGCCCUCAUUACAACCGCCUGGCGCAUGGACCCCACAAAGCACAAAGACGCGGAGUUUUCGUACGGGGCAGGGCACAUAAACCCCAUAAACGCAACAAAUCCCGGGCUCAUCUAUGAAACGAGCACAGAAGACUAUAUCAAGCUACUCUGCAAGAUGGGUUAUCCCUCGGAAGUGGUCGAUAAGUUAUUCCAAGACAAUACCAUCAACUGCUCGAAACUCCAGCCAGCUGAGGUGGCGGACAUGAACUACCCCUCGAUGACUAAAGGUGUGAAAAGCGGCACGGCUAGUUUUUCGAGGACUGUCACGAACGUGGGGUCGCCAAAUUCUACUUACACUGCUAAGGUUGAAAAAGCUCCCGAGUGUAGUAGUGUCACGGUGGAACCCACGACACUCACGUUCGGGCAGUUGAACGAGAAGAAAUCGUUUGUUGUCAGCGUAAAAUGCGAUCAUCGAGCAAUAUCGAUGGCUUCUUCCUCACUCGUGUGGUCAGAUGGUGUUCAUUCUGUGCGGAGUCCGAUCGUUGUGUACGUGAAUCAAGUCUUGUGAAGUGUUGUUUUUUAUGCCACAACUUGAUCUUUGUUGGGGUGAAGCUAAUGGUUGUGUAACAAUCUUGACUAAGGCAGGGAAUAAAAUUUAAUUUAUAUAUAUACAUGAUUAAAAGAGGGGAUAUUACUUGCAAUUUAAAUAUUUU